Trichosurus vulpecula (common brushtail) is the source of this 1349-nucleotide messenger RNA. RefSeq names its product ephrin A3 (gene EFNA3). NCBI's taxonomy places the organism in Eukaryota, Metazoa, Chordata, Mammalia, Diprotodontia, Phalangeridae. Gene Ontology annotation, molecular function: ephrin receptor binding. Gene Ontology annotation, cellular component: plasma membrane. The transcript is spliced from 5 exons. Bases 1 to 717 code for a protein of 238 amino acids. The record is from RefSeq and is a predicted model, not a curated record. Gene Ontology annotation, biological process: ephrin receptor signaling pathway; axon guidance.
AUGGCGGCGGCUCCGCUGCUGCUGCUGCUGCUGCUGGUGCCCGUGCCGCUGCUGCCGCUGCUGGCCCAGGGGCCCGGGGGGGCGCUGGGGAACCGGCAUGCGGUGUACUGGAACAGCUCCAACCAGCACCUACGGCGAGAUGGUUACACGGUCCAGGUGAACGUGAACGAUUACCUGGACAUCUACUGCCCACACUACAACAGCUCAGGCUCAGGGCCGGGAGCCGGCCCGGGACCCGGAGGCGGGGCGGAACAGUAUGUGCUGUAUAUGGUGAGCCGAAGUGGCUACCGAACCUGCAAUGCCAGCCAGGGUUUUAAGCGCUGGGAAUGCAACCGACCCCACGCUCCCCACAGCCCCAUCAAGUUCUCAGAGAAGUUCCAGCGUUAUAGCGCCUUCUCACUGGGCUAUGAGUUCCAUGCAGGCCACGAGUACUACUACAUCUCAACGCCCACCCACAACCUGCACUGGAAGUGUCUGAAGAUGAAGGUAUUCGUCUGCUGUGCCUCCACAUCGCACUCCGGGGAGAAGCCGAUCCCCACUCUCCCCCAGUUCACCAUGGGCCCCAAUGUGAAGAUCAACGUGCUGGAGGACUUUGAGGGAGAGAAUCCCCAGGUGCCCAAGCUGGAGAAGAGCAUCAGUGGGACCAGCCCAAAGCGGGAACACCUGCCCCUUGCUGUGGCCAUCGCCUUUUUCCUCAUGACUCUCUUGGCCUCCUAGCUCUGCUCCCAGAGCAGGGAGAGGUGGAGGGCAGGGCUGGUGGAAGGAGCAGCCAAACCACCAUCACCUUUCCGGAGGGAACUUUCUUCCCUGGAUGGAUGUGGGGUAGACCCUAUGAUGGCUGUGCCCACCCCUCCCCGGUGCCACACUAAGGGCUGGGCACUGUAACUCUACCAGGCAUCCUGUUAGCAGGAACCCCAGGUCAGCCUGGGUCCUGCCUUGUGGCUCUGGAGAUUUUUGGUACCAAAUUGGGAGGGGAAAGAGGGGGGUUUUGGGCAGUGCCCAACUUCCUGCCUCCUCCUGGUGCCCUCCACCCUGUCCCCUGGUGCCCUUUCCUUCUUUCCUCCGAGACAGACCCCGACUAAGUUCCAGAAAGAGCAAUUUGGAGUCUAGGAGACAAAUCUGUCCCUCCUCUCCAGGGGCAGAGCCAGGCCCCCUAUCAGGGGGAGGGGACAAAGUGGGUGAGGGGGUGGGCACUGCCUGCUGCCCCCUCCCCCUGUUUACAGCAAUAAGCACGUUCCCCUCCCCUGCCCCCACCCUAAUCCCACCUCAUCCCAGGAUUGUGGUUUGGAUGGAGACCAAGUUUACAAGUAGUCACCCUGGGGGUGGGGGAGGGGUAAGGGCAAAUUAAC